Anastrepha ludens (Mexican fruit fly) is the source of this 1433-nucleotide messenger RNA. RefSeq lists its product as uncharacterized. Lineage: Eukaryota; Metazoa; Arthropoda; Insecta; Diptera; Tephritidae. Bases 502 to 1311 code for a protein of 269 amino acids. The record is from RefSeq and is a predicted model, not a curated record. The transcript is spliced from 2 exons.
UCAAUAUUUAGGUUGGUACAGUUAAAAUUUUGUGUUGGGUCGAUGUCUAUUAAGUGAAAAAAUGUUAAAAUAUUUAUUACAAAAUAUUUAAAGUAAUCUAUUCAAAAAAAAAAAACAAAAAAGGAUACAUUUAUUUUUUAAAGUACCUUUCAAAAAAAACGACGAACUCCUCAAAACAAGAGUCUUUGAGUCAGAUUUGAACUUGCAACAAAAUUAUUGUUAUAAUUCCAACUGCUUAACCAACUCAUCUAAACAUCAUAUUCUGAAGUAAUGUAAUUACAGCUGAGUAGUAUGCAAAGCAAGCAAUGCUGAUCUUAUCAACAUUGCUCACAAUCUAUAAAUAGAAUAAGCAUAAGCACAAACCAAAAAAAAUGAAAUACUGUUGAAUACGAGUCACAAACUGCAAGAUAAGCAUAAUAUUUGAUAAGCUUUUAUACAUCAACACAUGUUUCGACUCUGUCGAAACCGUUUGACUUUGUCAAACAUGGUUACAAGUGCAGUAUGUAUUUAGCGUUAGAAGAGGGUGGACGCAAAAAAAAAACAAAACAAAAAGAUUUUAUAACUAUGGCUGAAGAAAGUAUGGAUUUCGAUGAAAGCAAGGAUGGAUUUGAUGAAGAAGGGGAAAAAUUUUUUAAAGAUCUUGAAACCUUCACCAGUUUUUGUAUAGAAAAACGUAUUUCUUCUUUUAAUCAACUAAAAGAAAAAUAUAUAUUUGAAGGCAAUGGCCUAAAAUUAAAAAAUGAAAAAUAUAAAAAUUUUUUGGAUAAUAUGUUUAUGGAUAAAAAAGAUAAAAAAAAUUAUAAGAAAGAUAAAAGAGAAUUUGAUUUCAUCGAUUUAAAAGAAUUAUUGGAAUCAAAACGUGUAAACCAAUCUAAACCAGUUGGUUUAGAUUUUAAAAUUGAUAAUGAAUUUAUACAAAAUUUACAAAAAGAUAGUAUUGAUGAUAAUAUUACAAAAUUAUAUAAAAUUAAUAAAUUAUUAUUACAAAAUAAGAAAAAUACUUUUUAUAUAAAUUGUACAAUAGGAUUAAUUUUAGAAGAAUAUGCAAGAAAAUUGCAAUUAGAAAAAGGUUAUAAAAAAAUUGGUGUAAAAUGUAAAUAUACAACUAUGAAAGAUAUAUAUAAAAAAUUUAAGAUAAGCGAAAGCUAUGCUUGUAAAUUACGUUAUAUAGGCUUUUUGGUAACACAAUACCAAAAAUUGCAAAAUUUAGAUAUAACCAUUGAUGGAUUAUAUAAAUAUAGAAAAAUAUUAGAUAUAGUUUUUGAUGAAAAAAAUGAAAAAUAUAAAGAUUUCCAAAAUAACUGGAUAUAAUAAAAAAUAAAAAUCUUAUUCAAACAAAAAUUCAAACAUUUUUUUAUAUUGUAAAGAAAAAUUCAAACAUUUUUUUAUAUCUACCAUCAUUUGUUUCUUGUUCUUUAUCUAUUACUAAAAAU